Molecule: messenger RNA, 387 nt
Organism: Mycotypha africana
Lineage: Eukaryota; Fungi; Mucoromycota; Mucoromycetes; Mucorales; Mycotyphaceae
Product: cytochrome b5-like heme/steroid binding domain-containing protein
Exons: 2
Cellular component (GO): endomembrane system; membrane
Source: RefSeq, a predicted model, not a curated record
CGAAAAGAAUUAACUUUUACAGAAAAAGAACUAGCGUUCUAUGAUGGAAGUGAUCCUACCAAGCCCAUUUAUCUCGCCAUUGAUGGCAAUGUCUACGAUGUAACAAAAGGAGCCGGUUGGUACGGUCCAGGCGGAAGUUACCAUCAUUUUGCAGGCAAAGAUGCGGCCCGUGCGUACGUUACCGGCUGUUUUAAAGAACAUCUCACGCACGAUAUUCGAGGCUUCAACGAGCAGCAAAGGAAGGCACUGAACCAUUGGAAAUCCUUUUAUGAAAACCAUCAUACCUAUUACAAAAUUGGACAUGUACUGCACGACCCUAUACCUUCGGAUCAACCUAUACCACCCGAUUGUCGUUCGGCCACUCAACAAAAACCAUCCACAAAAUAA